This is a messenger RNA of Elaeis guineensis (African oil palm), 1988 nucleotides long. RefSeq names its product arogenate dehydratase/prephenate dehydratase 6, chloroplastic. Gene Ontology annotation, cellular component: chloroplast; cytoplasm. Gene Ontology annotation, biological process: L-phenylalanine biosynthetic process. Gene Ontology annotation, molecular function: prephenate dehydratase activity; arogenate dehydratase activity. Lineage: Eukaryota; Viridiplantae; Streptophyta; Magnoliopsida; Arecales; Arecaceae. The record is from RefSeq and is a predicted model, not a curated record.
CACCAGCCUUCGUCCCCUCCAGCUCUGGAAAGGACACCCUCUCCUCAGCUGCCUGCCACACCACAGCACAGGGUAGAAGAAAGAAAGCUAAUUCUUCUUCUCCGACGACCCACCAACCUCUCAUCUCUCUCUUUCUCUUCCACAAUUCAAUUCCAGUUAUAGCGCGUCCGAUCACAUUUAGCCCGACAACGAUGGCGGAGAUCCUGCCUCCCCCUUUACCCACUGCCACCACCCUCGGACCCUUAACCCACCAAUCCCACUCGGUACCGCCGAUUCCCGGGAGACUACCCCAACCCACCCUCCGCUUCCGACGCCACCGCGUCGGAUGCAUCAUGCACCGCCCGGAGAUCGCCCGCGCCGGCGGCUCUUUCUUCUACGGCACCGUCGGACCCAGCCUCGCCGACUGGCAGAGCACCUGCGCCAUCCUCUCCGCCGCUGGGAAGGGGGAGGUGGACGGUCAGAGCCACGAGGCAGCUCCCGUCCCCGCCGUCGUCAACGGCCACGCGUACGCCGCGGCCGCCACUCUGGAUGUGGUGCCGCUGCCACGGCCGCUGACGAUCGGGGACCUGGCCCCGGCCCCGAUGCACGGGUCCCAGCUCCGCGUGGCCUACCAGGGCGUCCCGGGGGCGUACAGCGAGGCGGCCGCGGGAAAGGCGUACCCGGAGUGCGAGGCCAUCCCCUGCGACCAGUUUGAGGUGGCCUUCCAGGCGGUGGAGCUCUGGAUCGCCGACCGCGCGGUCCUCCCCGUGGAGAACUCCCUCGGCGGCAGCAUCCACCGGAACUACGACCUCCUCCUCCGGCACCGCCUCCACAUCGUGGGGGAGGUCCAGAUGCCGGUGCACCACUGCCUGGUGGCCCUUCCAGGGGUCCGGCGGGAGUGCCUGACCCGGGUAAUGAGCCACCCGCAGGCCCUGGCCCAGUGCGAGCUGACACUCAACGGCAUGGGCCUCAACGUGGCCCGCGAGGCGUUCGACGACACCGCUGGCGCCGCCGAGUACGUGGCCGCCAACGGGCUCCGGGACACGGCGGCGAUCGCGUCGGCCCGGGCGGCGGAGCUGUACGGGCUGGAGGUGCUGGCGGACGGGAUCCAGGACGACUCGGGCAACGUGACCCGGUUCGUGAUGCUGGCCCGGGAGCCCAUCAUCCCGCGGACCGACCGGCCCUUCAAGACCAGCAUCGUGUUCGCCGACGACGGGGAAGGCACCUCCGUGCUCUUCAAGGUCCUCUCCGCCUUCGCCUUCCGGGACAUCUCCCUCACCAAGAUCGAGAGCCGGCCCCACCGGAACCGGCCCAUCCGGAUCGUGGACGAAGCCGACGCCGGAACGGCCAAGCACUUCGACUACAUGUUCUACGUGGACUUCCAGGCGUCGCUGGCGGAGGCGCGGGCGCAGAACGCGCUCGCGGAGAUCCAGGAGUUCACCUCCUUUCUCCGCGUUCUCGGCAGCUACCCCAUGGACAUGACCCCCUGGCCGCGGGCCCACGACGACACCGAUCCUGCUUCCAACCCGUGAAUCAAUCAAUCCGUCGAUCGUAUCGAUCAUCGAUGCGAUGGUGGCGUGGUGAAUGGAUGUCCGCCCUUUCUCCUUUCCCCUCCCACAGACCUACCUACCAAAUUGCCUGCCUGUCUGAACCUGUUCGUUCGUGUUCUUCAUCAGAACCACCCGUACAUCGAUCCAUCAAUUUCCCAGCGCGGCGGCUGCUGAUGGACGGCCGUGAUCCCUUCUUUCUUUCAUUUUCUCCUAUCUUGUUUCUUUAAGAAGAACUUUGUAUACAGAAUUGCAGAUACCCUCUUCUCUAAUUGUGAGUUUUUGCCCUUCAUGUCAAUUUGUUGGUCAACCGGUGCCAUCACGGAAAGGUUGGUGAGAUCGCAAGGCGCCAAGUGUACUUGACUCCGUCAGUCGCCCGGUCUUACUCCUUAUUUCCUUUGGGUGGCCUUAAUUUUUUUUUCCUUUGUUUUUAUUAUUCGUCCACGUGCAUUCUGCUCUGCU